Messenger RNA from Fusarium venenatum, 570 nucleotides. RefSeq names its product cation transport protein-domain-containing protein. The record is from RefSeq and is a predicted model, not a curated record. Gene Ontology annotation, cellular component: plasma membrane. NCBI's taxonomy places the organism in Eukaryota, Fungi, Ascomycota, Sordariomycetes, Hypocreales, Nectriaceae. Gene Ontology annotation, biological process: intracellular potassium ion homeostasis; potassium ion import across plasma membrane. Gene Ontology annotation, molecular function: high-affinity potassium ion transmembrane transporter activity.
AUGGACCUCAAAACUUACCAGCAGCUUUACAUAUAUUUUAUCCCCAUUGUCACCAACUUCGACUUCAUAGACAUCAUCGUCGUCGUCGUUCGUCUGGACUGGUUCAAGAGACAUUUGAAGGGUCUUGGUAAGAAAUCCGCUCGUCUGCCCCUGACGCCCGACUCUAUGAUCUCUUUUCGUGAUGCCAAGUGGCCUAUAAUCCUCAUGAGCUUCCUCGCUUUUGCCAGAAACACUCUCUACCUGGUCUUCCUACGCCUGGUCAUAUGGACUAUGUGUAAGAUACUGCCAAAGCAUUCCUCAACACAAGAGCCCCUGGCCUUCCUUCUCAACUACUUGCGCAGAUGUUAUACCCUUCUGUUCCCCAGCAAACCCACCUGGGUUCUAUUUGGCAUUAUUCUCGCCCUCAACUUUAUAGAUACGUUGCUUAUCAUUGUCCUCGAUGUUAGCAAUCCCGAGGUCGUGUCUCUUCUCUUGGAUGCCCGUAUCCCUGCUGCCAUAUUCCAAGCUGCAUCAGCCCGUCAUACAGGCACCGCCAUAUUCAAUCUGGCAAACAUCAAUCCUGCUGUAUAA